Messenger RNA from Aaosphaeria arxii CBS 175.79, 1802 nucleotides. RefSeq names its product alkaline phosphatase-like protein. The coding region runs from base 267 to 1802 and encodes 511 amino acids. The transcript has 2 exons. Lineage: Eukaryota; Fungi; Ascomycota; Dothideomycetes; Pleosporales. The record is from RefSeq and is a predicted model, not a curated record.
CUCCACCUACUCGCGUUCGAUGAGGCAGCUGGACUGUAGAUUUUUUCAAGACCCAUUCCGGCUGAACAUCGGCUAUGCAUCACAUCUUCCUCUUAAAGAAGAACGACUGUUCCCAACAUUUACCUGCCAUCGUUGUCCGACCUCGUUCACCCCAGUUCAAUCCUCUUUACUCGAAGUUGUUUUUGAACAAUUGAUCGUCUUCAGAAGCUGAAUCCAGAUCUAUUCCUUCACUUUCGUCAAGAAAGCGUGGAGAGAGAGGAGCAAAUAUGUCCAAAUUACCUCAGCCAAACAUUGUUUUUAUCAUGGCGGACGACCAUGCCUCGAAGUCGAUCUCAUGUUACGGGGCAGGUAUUAAUCACACCCCUAACCUAGAUCGAAUUGCCCAGGAAGGGAUGCGAUUUAACCAUUGUUAUGUCACGAACAGUAUAUGUACACCAUCUCGCGCAGCAAUCCUCACGGGAACACACAAUCACGUUAAUCUAGUUAUGACUCUUCAGUCGGAGAUUAACGAGCGUCUACCCAACGUCGCUAAGCACCUUCAGACAGGAGGGUACCAGACGGCAAUGGUUGGGAAAUGGCAUUUGGGAGAAGGGAAGGGCCAUGAACCAACAGGCUUCGACUACUGGAGUGUGGUUCCAGGCCAGGGCGAGUACUAUGAUCCUCUUUUCAUUGAAUCAACUGGCACGAACCGAGUUCCCGGCUACGCAACCGACAUUAUCAUGGACAAGAGCCUUGAUUUUAUAAAGAACAGAGACAAAGAUCGACCGUUUUUUGUGAUGUGUCAUCACAAGGCUCCGCAUCGAAGCUGGGAGUGCGACCCCAAACACAAGCAUCUAUACAAAGACCCGGUCAAGCUUCCGGAUACCUUUACUGACGACUACAAGAACCGGGCUCGCGCUGCAAAGAUUGCCAAAAUGCGCAUUGCUGACGAUAUCACGUAUCAUGAUUUAGGAUUGGUACAGCCCGAUGGUGGUAGCGAGAUUGGACAGAAAAUGAUCGACGUGUGGUGGUGGCAUGAUCGGAAGAUUCCCAACCCUGAAGAUGUCACCAAGUUGCGACUGAUUGACAAAGACGAUGGUACCGUUUUCACCUUCAAGACACCGGCAGAACUAGCCGAGUUCAAGUACCAGCGUUACAUGCAGCGCUAUCUGCGAACAAUUCAGAGUAUUGAUGAUAAUACGGGACGCCUCCUUGAUUACUUGGAUGAAGAGGGACUCGCAGAAAACACGAUUGUGAUCUAUACCUCAGACCAAGGAUUCUUCCUAGGCGAGCAUGGUUGGUUUGACAAGCGAUUCAUGUACGAAGAAAGCUUCCAGAUGCCCUUCCUUAUCAGGUGGCCCAAAGAGAUCAAGGCUGGGACCGUAUGCGACGACAUAAUAUCCAAUGUUGACUUUGCUCCACUCUUUCUCGACUGCGCUGCGCUCAAGAUACCAAGCUACAUGCAAGGUUUCUCUUUUCGACAACUACUCAGUGGUCAAACGCCAUCAGACUGGCAGAAGGUAGCUUAUCACCGCUAUUGGAUGCAUAACGACGUAAUACACGAAGCAUAUGCACACUACGGUAUACGAGACCAAAGAUACAAGCUUAUCUAUUGGUACAAUGAGGACUUUGGCCUUGAAGGUGCCCGACCUGGAGAUGCGGAGCACAAGGAGUGGGAGCUAUUUGACUGCCAAGAAGAUCCUCUGGAGCUCUUCAAUGUGUACCAUGAUCCAGCGUACAAGGCAAUUUUAGAUCAAAUGACGAAAAUGCUAGAAGACAAGAUGGCAGAUAUCGGUGAUACACCUGUUCACCUGGUCAGAUAG